AUAACUUCCUAUUUAACUCAAUAUAGAUAUAAAUUAACUCUUUUUUGAUUACAAAUUAUGAUAAAUAGUGACGAAUGGGAACUCCGGAUACUAUGGACGGGACAGGAGUGACAGCACUCAAGUCAAUCAACUGAUCCAUAAUCUCGAACAUAAUCUCCAUAACCCUCAUAGUCCGACUCAUGUACACCACGUGCAUACCAGUCCCGUGCAUAAGUCUCCACCGGCUGCCAGAAGCCCAGUACAUGUGCACUCACACUCACCCGCAACCGCCCCUCUGGGACACCGGCCAUACCAGGCCAGGAUCACUGACACCGACGCCGGACUACUCAUUGAGUCCUAUAAACCCAGGUGUCAGACGAGUAAUACCGUGACCAGCGAACAGCCCCAGCGAGGGAUCCUUAGUUCGCCCAAACAGGUACAGCACGUGCACACGGGAACGGGUGCCUCGAAUGCCACGCAAGAGCUGGACGACCUCAUGGCAUCCCUGUCCGACUUUA
This is a messenger RNA of Oppiella nova, 497 nucleotides long. NCBI's taxonomy places the organism in Eukaryota, Metazoa, Arthropoda, Arachnida, Sarcoptiformes, Oppiidae. The record is from the annotation of a GenBank genome assembly.